AUCACUUUUUUUUUUCUUUUUCUUAUCCUUUAGUUUUACCCACAACCAAAUAUCCUCAUGAAUCCUGUUAUACUAUCACUUCACUUUCUCUAAAGUUCUUAUCUUUAUUUAAAGUCAUACCCCAAUAUUAUUACCAAAAACAACUUCUUACUAGAGGUUCCAUUUUGCUACAUAUCCAAGAUCAAAAGAGGGAAUGGAAGGAGGAGCAAUGACAACUAAGGAUAUGAAGGUGGAGAUUAAUUCAUCGACGGAGUCGGAAAUGAUAUCGCCAACGUCUGAAAAUGUGACGACAGGAGGAUUAGUAAGGCAAGGAAGUAUGACAAAGAGCAGUUGUCUUUGCUCUCCCACGACCCAUGCAGGUUCAUUCAGGUGCAGGCUUCAUCGAGCUCCAAGUCUCCAAAGGACUAAAAGUAUUGAAUCAAAUCCUAAGGCUAAUACAAAUGCUUAUACAACUAGCUAGCAAUGGUACUUCUAUAGUUCUAUGGAGUUGCAAUAAGAAUUGGAUUAUUAUAUUGUCACCAUAUAUAUUAAUGUUGAAAUCAACUAGUGGCUUGUAUUUUUAUGAAUGUUUAGCAUUGUUCGUGUUUCUUAAUUAAGUUGAUCUUUGUCCUUUGUGUUUUCACUCGUAGAGACUAUGUAAAGUAGCUUCGAGUUCUUUGAAUGAAAUGUGGCUUUGACUAA
This is a messenger RNA of Lycium ferocissimum, 681 nucleotides long. RefSeq lists its product as uncharacterized. The record is from RefSeq and is a predicted model, not a curated record. NCBI's taxonomy places the organism in Eukaryota, Viridiplantae, Streptophyta, Magnoliopsida, Solanales, Solanaceae. The coding region runs from base 194 to 460 and encodes 88 amino acids. The transcript is spliced from 3 exons.